AAGUUGUCAUCCUGACGCUGUCAAUUUUGUAUAUAAACAGAAAGGUGGUGGUGGUGCACGUUUACUUUCAUUCGAAGCUUUUUGCGGCAUCAUGAGUGACGAUGAGGAGUAUGAAGAGAAGGAAUAUUUAGUUUAUUUAGAUUUUGAGUCGUAUGUUGGGCCCGAGGAGCUGGAAAGUCCGAACUUGGACUUCAAAAUAAUCGGGGUUGAUUCGAACCACCCAAUCGUGCAGGUGAACGGGAAGCUGUUUCGAGGUUCCUACGACUUCACCAUCGGCACCAAUGUCUUCUUCGAAGAGGAACCAAAUCCGCCAGCUGUCGACCCGCUCUACGAUAUCACACCGAAUCAGUUCUACAAAGUUUUCGCAAAAACCCAGAAAGUAUUGAAAAUGGAGCGGAUUUUCGUGGAGAAAUGGCGCAAUAGAGGCGAAACAAGUGACUGCGAUAUAAUUGCUGAACUAAAGAUUCGUAAACAGCCCAACAUGUCCUACUCUGAAUCGCUGAAUCUACUCCUUAAGCCCGGCGCGGUGCCUCCACGCGUUAUUCCUAAUGAGAAUAUACCCCUGACGCCGUUUGUUGCAGAAGACCUUCCUGAUAGGAGAGCAGAUGAUUAUAUUCCUGACAGGGGAGCAACAGCUAGCGACGUUCCAAUGGAGGAAGCUGAAGAUAGACAAGUUUCAUAAUUGUUUAGUGGAAAAGAUCAUCUUUAGUGUUUAAGUUAACUUUUGAAUAAACGAUACGUUAUGGUUAUCACUUGACUGAGUCA
This is a messenger RNA of Hermetia illucens (black soldier fly), 765 nucleotides long. RefSeq names its product general transcription factor 3C polypeptide 6. The record is from RefSeq and is a predicted model, not a curated record. Bases 92 to 682 code for a protein of 196 amino acids. NCBI's taxonomy places the organism in Eukaryota, Metazoa, Arthropoda, Insecta, Diptera, Stratiomyidae. Gene Ontology annotation, cellular component: transcription factor TFIIIC complex. The transcript has 2 exons. Gene Ontology annotation, biological process: transcription by RNA polymerase III.